Molecule: messenger RNA, 2801 nt
Organism: Nannospalax galili (Upper Galilee mountains blind mole rat)
Lineage: Eukaryota; Metazoa; Chordata; Mammalia; Rodentia; Spalacidae
Gene: Brcc3
Product: BRCA1/BRCA2-containing complex subunit 3
Exons: 11
Coding region: 89-994 (301 amino acids)
Biological process (GO): double-strand break repair
Cellular component (GO): BRCA1-A complex; BRISC complex
Molecular function (GO): polyubiquitin modification-dependent protein binding; cysteine-type deubiquitinase activity; metallopeptidase activity
Source: RefSeq, a predicted model, not a curated record
GGUGUGCCUGGCUAGGGAGGCUGCGCCUAAGCACCGGGUUGGCCAGGCUGCUGUGGGUCCCAGGCAGACGUGACUGGAGCUGACCAAGAUGGCGGUGCAGGUGGUGCAAGCCGUGCAGGCGGUUCAUCUUGAGUCUGACGCUUUCUUAGUUUGUCUCAACCACGCUCUGAGCACAGAGAAGGAAGAGGUGAUGGGUCUGUGUAUAGGGGAGUUGAAUGAUGACACAAGUUCUCCCCUUUUCGAAUCUAUCUCCAAUAGGAGUGACUCCAAAUUUACAUACAGUGGAACUGAAAUGCGCACCGUUGCUGAAAAGGUUGAUACCAUCAGAAUUGUCCACAUUCAUUCUGUCAUCAUCUUGAGACGUUCUGACAAGAGAAAGGACCGAGUAGAAAUUUCUCCAGAGCAGCUUUCUGCAGCCUCAACAGAGGCAGAAAGAUUGGCUGAACUAACGGGUCGUCCCAUGAGAGUUGUGGGCUGGUAUCAUUCCCAUCCUCACAUAACAGUUUGGCCUUCACAUGUUGAUGUUCGUACACAAGCCAUGUACCAGAUGAUGGAUCAAGGCUUUGUAGGACUUAUUUUUUCCUGUUUCAUAGAAGACAAAAACACAAAGACUGGUCGGGUACUCUACACCUGCUUCCAAUCUAUACAAGCCCAAAAGAGCUCAGAGUAUGAGAGAAUUGAAAUUCCAAUCCACAUUGUACCUCAUGUCACCAUUGGGAAAGUGUGCCUUGAAUCAGCAGUAGAGUUGCCAAAGAUCCUGUGUCAGGAAGAACAGGAUGCAUAUAGGAGGAUUCACAGCCUUACACAUCUGGACUCAGUAACCAAGAUCCAUAAUGGCUCAGUGUUUACCAAGAAUUUGUGCAGUCAAAUGUCAGCAGUCAGUGGGCCUCUCCUACAGUGGUUGGAAGACAGAUUGGAGCAAAACCAGCAGCAUUUGCAGGAGUUGCAACAAGAAAAGGAAAAGCUUAUGGAAGAGCUUUCUUCCUUAGAAUAAAGGAAGAGGAAAGAAAUGUGGGCAGAUGAAAAUACCCAGCAUACAACUUAUUAUUAUGCUAAGUCAAUUUUGAAGAAGAUAAAGUUGGAGGUCUCGCAUUACAUAACUUCAAAACUUACAAAGCUACAGUACUCAUGAUAGUAUAUUUUCAGAAGGGUAGACAUAUAGAUCAAUGAAGCAGAAAUAAUUUUUUUUCUUAUUUUUUUUCUUAUAGGGCAGAUGAAAAUACCCAGCAUACAACUUAUUAUUAUGCUAAGUCAAUUUUGAAGAAGAUAAAGUUGGAGGUCUCGCAUUACAUAACUUCAAAACUUAAAAAGCUACAGUACUCAUGAUAGUAUAUUUUCAGAAGGGUAGACAUAUAGAUCAAUGGAGCAGAAAAGAGAAUCCAGAAAUAAGUCCACAAUAGCGUGCUCAAUGAAUUUUGAAGUACAAAAGUGAUUCAGUGAAGAAAGGACUAUCCUUUCAACAAUUUAUGUUGAAGCCAUUAAAACCCCACAGGCCAACAGAAGAAGAUAAAUUCUAAAGCACCUCAACUAAAUCUUAUGCCUUCUAUAAAAGUACCUCAAAAUGUAUCAUGGAUUUAAAUGUAAGCUAGGAAACUUUUUUAAAAAAAUCUUGUGAGAAAAAUCUUCAGAAGACAAGUUCUUAGAGUUCAAUUAAAAAACACAGUGCACCAGAAAAAAAAGUAGAUAUAGUGGACUUCAUCAAAGUUAAUUUUUCACUCUGUAAAAAAUUAAAAAGAAUAGUCAAAAGAAGGCUCAACUUUUAGUAGUACUUGCUGUUCUUCCAGAGGACCUGAGUUUAGUUCCCAACAUUCGCAAACACCUGUAACUCCAGUUGUAGGAGAUCCAUUGCUGUCUUGUGGCCUCUGCAGGCACUACACUCAUAUGCACAAACCCACACACAGACAUACACACAUAUACACAUCAUAAUUAGAAAUAAAAUCUUUUGAAAAAUUAAGAGGAAAAACAAGAAAUUAUUUGUAAGCCAUAUAGAAUCUGAUCACUAUGGAAAGCACAAUAUGCUCAAAACUCAAAAAUUUUAAAAAUCCAAUCAGAAAAUGAGAAAAAAUGUGAGUAGACAUUUUCAUCAGAGAAGAUUUAUAGAUGGCAGGUAAUCAUGUGAAAAUAUGUUGAACUUCAUAAGUCUUCAGGGAAUACGAAUUAAAAUGACAGUAGGAUGCAAUAUAUACCUAUCAGGAUGACUAGAAAAAAAUAGUGAAAAUGCCAAAUGCUGUUGAGGAUGUCAAGUAUAUGGGUGACAGGAAUGUAAAAUAAAAUAUAAAUGCUCUGUAGAAGAAUUUGUAAAGUUAAACACAUAUACCAUAUGACCCAGCAGUUGUACUGUAUUGUCACAAAAACUUGUACAAAAUUUUAUAUAGCAGCUUUAUUUGUGAUAGCCCCAAAUUGGAAACAACACAGAUGUUCUGCAAGGGUAAAUGGUUAAACAAGCCAUUCCCACCAUGGAAUUGUACUCUGCAAUGGAAAGGAACAGACCUCUAAUAAAUGAGCCUUGGGAAAUAUUAGGUGAAUGAAAAAAAGCUAGUCUCAAAAGGUUCCUUGCUGAAAUAUCAGAAUCAUGGAGAAUAGCAGAUUAAUGGUUUCUAUGAGUAGGGACUGGAUAAUGUAUAGCAUAGCUAUAAAUAUAGCAGGAUGACACAAGAGUUCCUUUGAGCUGAUGGAAUAGUUUUGUAUCUUGAAUCUUUUGUUUAGUACAUGAAUAUUCCUGUACUAACAGGUUUAUAUACACAAAAAUGCAUGUAAAAUUUGUUGGACAUGAAUAAAGUCUGUAGUCUUCUUAGCAGUAA